Messenger RNA from Cydia fagiglandana, 1800 nucleotides. RefSeq lists its product as uncharacterized. The record is from RefSeq and is a predicted model, not a curated record. The transcript is spliced from 2 exons. Lineage: Eukaryota; Metazoa; Arthropoda; Insecta; Lepidoptera; Tortricidae. The coding region runs from base 322 to 942 and encodes 206 amino acids.
CAUAAUUGUUACAUAUUUGCCGUAACUUAUUUUUAAAAUGUGUUUUUCAAUUAAAAGACACAUCAAGAUUGUUUACCUAAUUUCUAAUGCUAAAAAAAACGAACUAUAGUGCGAAGCCGGUCGCUAGUUAUUUAAUAAAAUAUUAUAUUGUGAUUUUUAUAUUUUUCUUAUAAAAUUCACAAUUUCACUUCAACAAUUCUUCAUUUUUCUAUUAAUUCUCAGACUCCGGCACGGUUAGAAAGUUGGAAAAAGUCGUUAGGAAUUGCAUUAAAAGCAAAUGAUUAUAUUUGCCAUCUUCAUUUUAAAGAAGAAAAUAUAAAUAUGUACGAAAAGUUAACUAUUAAAGGAGAGCUCAAAUAUAUUCCUACACAAAGAAAAACGCUUAAGGAAGAAGCUGUGCCCACGAUUGAGCAUCAGUUUAUUCCCAUUCCCGAACAUGAACUCCAAGCCAAUACUAUUCACAUAGAGGAAUCUUUCGAACCAUACCCCAAUCAACCUAAGGACGAGCAGCAACAACAAAUCAAUGCCGAGCAACAGGAAUUAUCAGAAGAUCAAAAUGAUUCUAAUAAUUUAAUGGAUUAUGAAAUGAUACAACAGGACUUUGCGGAACCAUUGUUUAGUCAAUAUCAGGAUACUAAUGUAACAAUUAAUCCAAUAGAGAAUUUUAAAAGUAAGUUUCGGGCAUUUUCGUUGUUGCCGCCUUUUUGGCUACAUGCAGAAAAUCCUAAUGGGCUGGAAUUUAUGCGAAUGGAUCCAAAAACUCAGAAGAUUAAACAUCAUAUACGUUUAAACGAUGAUCUAACUGUCACUGUAAUUUUUCCCAAUAAUGAACAAUUGCCACUAAAGGAGAAAAUUAAUUCAUAUGACAACACCUACGAUUACUUAAAAUCGGUUGAAAGAUGGCCUUUGUGCGUUGGUACUCAGAUUGACGACAAUAAGUAAGUUUUGGUAGAUUGUUAACCAAGGGAUGAACGCAGUGAGAGUAUAGUCCGAGGCUAAAAUGAUGCCAUUCACCCGAGUUAAACACUCUACUUUUCAUUUCGAAUACGAGGAACCUAGCCCCAAAGCUUGUACUAUGGGUGUAGGCGAUAAUACAACUGUUUGCAGUCGUCUUAUGAAUAUAUAUACCAUAAUGUAACAGUUGUAUUUAAAAUAAAAGGAUAACUCGUAAGCCUAAUAACUUUGAUUUUAUUUAACAUUUUUGUCAUUAAAAAUAUUGUAUGUAACGGUACAUUAAAUAGGUCUUAAUUCUUGAACCUAUCCUAUUAAAACUCGACUUUUAUGUGUAUUUUAAGAACCCUUAUUAUGUAGGUACCUGUAGAUUAAAGCACUAUUUAUACAUAAACAAUGGUACAGGAGAAUAAUAAAAGAUAAAAACGAAUUUAUCUAAUAUAUAAUUACAUCAAUUUUCAGAUUUUGUAAAGGUGUGAUUAUUGGUGAUGAUACUUACGAAAGAAAUCAACAGUACCCAAGAUGUAAAUCUUGUCGAAUAUUACGAAAUCGUUUGCAGAACCGUAAUUCCACUUCAACUCUAUUACAAAAAAUGGCAGAAGCUAAACGGCGCGCUUCAAAUCUUGUACAUAAAUGCAAGCGUCUGAAGAGGACGGUAAGUCUUAUGCCGGCUACAUACGUAACGAUAAAUCGUUGCGAUAAAACUGUGCAGUCCGACUGUGCAGAUAAAUCGAACCGUGUGUAUGACAAAUCGUUACGAUAAUCGACAAUCGGACAAUCGGACUGCACAGUUUUAUCGCAACGAUUUAUCGUUACGUAUGUAGCCGGCAUUAAAGCCGUAACAGACUA